CCCGUCAUCAUUCGUCUGUGGACGAUGGCCUGUUGUGCUGUGCUGGAAUAUGGCUGAGUAGGCACUGAGGGAAUUAGUCGGGAGGAGAUGGACUGUUUCGAGUCUGGACGGGAAUCCCCACUAAAACACAAGAGAAAACCUUGAAGAAACGCCAUUUAGCGGGGAGAUGUCAACGAAUGUGUUUUUGGGUUUUGUCUUUUGACUGGGAGUCCUGGACAGGAUUUUCAAUUUUCGAGGGAGACUGACAAAAACCAGCUCAUCCACACUGUCAGAUUGGAAGCAGCCUUUUCAGUUCCCUUGCAAGUCGGAUCUGUGCUGGUUCGGAGGCACACCGGAUUAUGUUGGUCAAGCUUUCCCUUUGUUCUAUAGUCUGGUUGAACCGGGGCUUUAAACUGAGGGGAGUGCUUUUGAUCAUGGGCCUUGGGCACCACUGAACAGCCGAGGGUAGCACCAGCAGCAUGAUGUUUACUUUAGGUUGACCUUGUCUGUGCUAUAAACACUGGUAUUUACAGACACAUCAGAAUGGCUGAAGCUUUUCAGUACCGUGCGCUCUAUGAGUACAACAAGGACCGUGAAGAAGACAUUGAUCUAAUGCCGGGAGACAUUCUGACCGUUGACCAGGCGUCCCUGCGCGCUCUGGGCUGCACAGAGGGCGACGAGGAGCAUCCAGAGCACAUUGGGUGGAUUGUGGGACUCAACGAGCGCACCAAACAGAAAGGAGAUUUCCCAGGGACCUACGUGGAGUAUCUGGCCCCCGUCGUGGCCCCUGCCCCCAACAAACCACGGCUGCAAAGACCCCUCCCCGCAGCCCCUGGGACUGGACCCCUGCACCCAGACUCCACCUCCGAGUUGCAAGUCUCCUCUCUACUUGACCUGACGGAGCAGUUUGCUCCCCCAGAUAACGCCCCCCCUAUUCUAGUCAAGCUGAUCGAAGCCAUUGAGAAGAAAGGUUUGGACAGUGAGACUCUGUACAGGACACCUGGCUCCCUCGCUGGCUCUGAAAACACACAGUCCCUGAGAACCGACCUGACCAUGCUGGACCUGGGGCAGUGUGACGUCCUCGCUGUGUCGGAGGCUCUGAGAUCUUACCUGAAGGACCUGCCCUCCCCAGUGAUUCCCAGCUCGGUCUACACUGAGCUGCAGUGUGCUCUGCAAAGUAACGUAGAAGCGUCUCCAAAGGAAAGCUACACACGGCUGCUGAGCAUUCUCGAGUCUCCUCUGGUCCCUCUCCAGAACUCCCUCACACUCCAAUACCUGCUGCGGCACUUCUCAAAACUGGGACAGUGCUGGGAGCAGAGUCCACGAGCGCUGGGAGAGCUGUUCGGACCCCUGCUCAUCAGGCUUCCAAACGCAGGCUGCGAUGUGAGUCUGGAUCUUCCUGUGCUCGUCCUGGAGAAGCUGCUUUUGAACAGUACCCUAGAGCCUGAGCAAGCGCCUCCAGCUCUUCCUCCGAAACCACCCAAGCCCAAGGCUGCCCCGAAUAGCCUGGCCAAUGGAAACAGCAUGUCUCUGUGCGAUGCUGAGUGGUACUGGGGAGAGAUCUCAAGAGAGGAGGUGAACGAGAAGAUGAGGGACACACCAGACGGGACGUUCCUGGUGCGAGAUGCGUCCAGUAAAAUCCAGGGAGAGUACACCCUGACCCUCAGGAAAGGAGGCAACAACAAGUUGAUAAAGAUUUUCCAUCGGGACAACAAGUAUGGUUUCUCAGAGCCACUGAGCUUCUUGUCUGUAGUGGAGUUAAUCAAUCACUACCGGCACGAGUCCCUGGCACAGUACAAUGCCAAACUGGACACCCGACUGCUGUGCCCCGUCUCCAAGUACCAGCAGGAUCAGGUGGUGAAGGAGGACAGCAUUGAGGCCGUGGGAGAGCAGCUCAAAGUGUACCACCAGCAGUACCAGGAGAAGAGCAAGGAGUAUGAUAUUCUGUAUGAGGAGUACACCCGCACUUGCCAGGAGCUGCAGAUGAAGAGAACAGCGAUCGAAGCAUUCAAUGAAACCAUCAAGAUCUUCGAAGAGCAGUGUCAGACCCAGGAGAGGUACAGCAAGGAGUACAUUGAGAAGUUCAGACGUGAGGGCAACGACAAGGAGAUCCAGAGGAUCCUGAGUAACUCGGAGAAGCUGAAGUCUCGUGUCACUGAGAUCCACGACAGCAAGAUGAAGCUGGAGCAAGAUCUGAAGAAACAGGCGGCCGAAAACCGUGAGAUCGAUAAGAAAAUGAACAGCCUGAAACCAGACCUGAUGCAGCUGCGCAAAAUCAGAGACCAGUACCUAGUCUGGUUGACUCAGAAAGGCACCAGGCAGAGGAAGAUCAAUGAAUGGUUGGGGAUCAAGAAUGAAGCUGAGGACCUCUAUUCCAUGAUGGAUGAAGAGGAGGACCUGCCACACCAUGACGAGCGCACCUGGUACGUAGGGAAGAUGAACCGCAUCCACGCGGAGGAGCUGCUGAGCGGCAAGCGGGAUGGGACCUUCCUCAUUCGCGAGAGCAGUCAGAAGGGCUCCUAUGCUUGUUCCGUCGUUGUGGAUGGAGAUAUCAAACACUGCAUGAUCAACAAGACAAUCACUGGCUAUGGAUUUGCAGAGCCCUACAACCUUUACUCCUCCUUGAAAGAGCUGGUCCUGCAUUACAAGCACACUUCGCUGGUCCAGCACAACGAUUCUCUGAAUGUAACGCUCUCCUGUCCCGUCCUGUCACAGCAGGCCAGAUGAGGACCUGACUCCAGCAAUUAUAGCAGUCAGGGUGCUUUACAAAUAUCCUUUCCAGUCCCCAAGCAAGCAGGAGUGAUGUACCGGAAAUAAACCUCACAACGAAGCAACACUGGCCCUUUUAUUUAAUUUUUUUAUUAGUCACUACACGCCCCGUAAUAGAUAUUUAGAAAUUCAAGAACAGCAGUCUGUACUAUUUAAAAUGAGGUGCUCAUUGCACAAAAUGUGGCUGUUAGAUGAUUCAGAAUUGGGAGACUCAAAACGAGUGACGAGCGUGGCAUAGCUGUGUAUCUGCCUAUCGGUGAUGGAAAGGAGAGAUGUGUAGGGUUGAAAGCCUAUGGUCGAUAUUACCUGCUUUCUUCCUCCAGUAUUUUCAAAGCUGCUUUUGAAUUUAGAAAUGAACGUUUUCGUAUAAACCAGUUCCUGAUACAGAAGCUUCAUUUUGAGAUCUUCAGAUUAACAAGAUUUGCGGACAUUUAACACCUGAAGAUGAUGGCAACCUUUUUUUGUUUUGCAAAAAUCUGUGAAUUUUGAGACAGUACUAUAUAACAGUGUGUGUGUGUCAUACAUAUAAAUAUAUAUAAUUUA
Molecule: messenger RNA, 3291 nt
Organism: Polyodon spathula (Mississippi paddlefish)
Lineage: Eukaryota; Metazoa; Chordata; Actinopteri; Acipenseriformes; Polyodontidae
Product: phosphatidylinositol 3-kinase regulatory subunit gamma-like
Exons: 16
Coding region: 523-2706 (727 amino acids)
Biological process (GO): phosphatidylinositol phosphate biosynthetic process; insulin receptor signaling pathway
Cellular component (GO): phosphatidylinositol 3-kinase complex
Molecular function (GO): 1-phosphatidylinositol-3-kinase regulator activity; protein binding
Source: RefSeq, a predicted model, not a curated record